This is a messenger RNA of Callorhinchus milii (elephant shark), 1685 nucleotides long. RefSeq names its product polymeric immunoglobulin receptor. Gene Ontology annotation, cellular component: plasma membrane. The transcript is spliced from 7 exons. Lineage: Eukaryota; Metazoa; Chordata; Chondrichthyes; Chimaeriformes; Callorhinchidae. Gene Ontology annotation, molecular function: transmembrane signaling receptor activity. The record is from RefSeq and is a predicted model, not a curated record. The coding region runs from base 65 to 1024 and encodes 319 amino acids.
AAACUUCUGAUCAGAAAGCACUUCGACAGUGUAUAUACAUACUGUCGUUUCUCGCGAAGACUGAAUGUGGAUCUCAUCACUGGAAACUAUGAAGUUACUGGCUUUGCUGCUCCUCACUUUUAUAUCAGGUUCAUCAGGACGAAUCGAAUCAAAAGUGCUAAUGGCUAAGCUGGGAGAAAACAUCAUUAUAAAGUGUCAAUACCCGAAAGUAACCAGGAAAUCAAGGAAUUGUUUGUGUAAACAAACCAAAGAUAAUUACUGCAAUUAUCUUGUAUGUACUGAUGGAGAUUUCAACACAGUAUAUGAUGAGAGAGCUUCAAUGACUGGGAGCAAUGAUGGUCCAAUUUCUGCUGCCGUGAAGACACUUGAAGAGAAAGACACUGGGAUAUACUGGUGUGGAAAAGAUAAUGGUAAAACUAUAGAAAUUUCAGAGGUUGUGCUGCUGAAAGUGUUCAAAGGUACAGAGAAACCAAUGAAAAGACUGGUCGCUGCUGAACUGGGAGAGCGAAUCUCUGUGACGUGCCAAUACAGCAAGAAACUGAGCGAUUAUAGCAAGUUCUUUUGUAAAGUAAUCUCCAAUAACGAGUGUACUCGUAUAGCAGAUUCUAAUGGGGCUGUGAAUGAACCGUAUAAAAGAAGAGUUUCCAUUACUCAUAAAGGGAAAAGUCAGGUCAUUUCCAUUAUCUCAGCAAAGGAGGAAGAUGCUGGGGAGUACUGGUGUGGAGCAGCAAGUGGGAAUGAAGUAGAGUUCACACAGGUUAAGAUACUACAGAUCUCUCAUGGAUCAACCGCCUCAUCGUUCAUUGACACAACGUUCACCACAGCUAUCACCAGACCUAUCAACAGUUUUGCAGGAAGAGAAUGGAAUACGUGGGACAUCCUCCGCUGGAUCUUCUUUGGGGUUCUGGCUCUUUGCCCAGUUUCAGUCCUAAUCAGCACACAUUUCUCAAAGAGCCAUGGUAAUGAUGGCGAUGAGGCGCCCAUUGGAAAUAGCCCUGGUAAAAGGCAGACUUCACACUAUUGAUGGUGAUCCGAACUUGGACAAUGGACUACAGGAACAUCCAAUGUCACAAGUCAAUACAUCCCAACAAAGACCUGAAUUAAAUAACCAGCCAUAUUGAGAAGUGAGACAAUUGUCAGCCUCACCUGUAGCUUCACUUACAACCCAGACACUGACUGACAGUAACAUGGUAACAGUGGAAUGCUUCUGUGUGGGAACAAUCCAAGACUUCAUCUUCACUGUAGGUGGCUACAGUGCUCACAUCCUAAAUUGUACUUGAAAACCCAAUCCCAUUUCCUCCAUGUCCCUUGCUGCACUAAUGCCCAGCUCCACUGACCAUUCAAUGUACACUGUUACCAAGUGCAACAAAACCUCUCUGAUAAUCUUACAACAGUUUAUAUACGGGGGCCAUUGUAAAAGGUAAUAUGAAAGGUGCAUCAUUUGCUACGAGUCUCUGAGCACAUCUCAGCAUGAAUUUUGUGUGGUGGCGCAUUGCUGUGCAAUUGCUUUACCUUCUAUGGACAGGAAUUUGAGUUGGUCAUUAUCACAGAACUGCCAAGGAGAUGAGCUCUCUGGAGCGUUUUUCAGCGUGUUUACGUGUGGAUCAUUCUUAUAUUGAGAUUUCCGUUCAGUUUCCCAGACGAGGUGAUUUCUGGCAGGGAAACGGACGAGGCUGCACAGAUCA